This is a messenger RNA of Guillardia theta CCMP2712, 423 nucleotides long. RefSeq lists its product as hypothetical. The record is from RefSeq and is a predicted model, not a curated record. Lineage: Eukaryota; Cryptophyceae; Pyrenomonadales; Geminigeraceae. The transcript has 4 exons. The coding region runs from base 1 to 423 and encodes 140 amino acids.
AUGCAGGAAGAAAAUGAGUUCGCACCUGGGCAAGAAGUGGCCAACGUCAACAUGACUUGGAGGCCUCACAGACUGCAAGAUGAAGGCGUCAAUGUGGAUACUUGGUUCAGCCCUGACUUCAUACACAACAUGGAUAUGGAAGGCAAACCGCAUAUUGCAUCUUAUCUCAAUGUGCAGUUGAUAUCGGACGAUGAUUCGCAAAAUGGAACCGCCAGCAACUCGACAGGGAACAGCACUGCUGAGUCAUCAGAGGGUGAUGACGUCGAAGAGGAUGGAGUGUUGCUCCCCACGGGAGGCAUGGCAUUCGAAGAGGACUAUGUUGGGAGACCACCAAAAGCUCAUUACAAGAGGAGGGUUCUUCCAGGCGUUAAUGUUGAUGGGAGUGUCUUCUGUGGACAAGCGCAAACGGCGAACAGCAUCUAA